AUCGUUCGUCUGGUCAAAGUGAGGGAUAUGAAAAAGAGAGGGCGCGUCUGUGGAUUAGUGCUUGAUGUUGUUCUCCACCUCGCCCGACCUUCCUUCCUCAUUUUCCUCCACCACGAGGAAUGGAGAAGCCCAAAUGGCGACGGAUCCUGUGGGCCAGCCAGCCGUAUCCGGACGACUACGUCCCCGAUGACUUUCUCAAGCAGCUCAAGACGGAUCGUGGCUGCCCUCACAUCGCUCCCUUCCUUUUUCACCUUGGUCGUCUGGUCCUUGCCCCUGACGCAGCAUCUCAGCAUCACGACGCUCUUUGUCAGUCUCUUUCUGCAUCUCCGCGCCGGCCAUGUCAGCGCCGAGGGUCUCGCCCUGGCCAGCGUGGCAGCCAUCGUCGUCUUCGCCAGCACCACACCUGCGACGAGCGUGUUUAGCAUGCCGCCGCCCGACCCAAAUGAGGCCCUCUCCACGCGACAAGCGGCGAGGAGGAAGCAGGAGGCCCAGCUGCGGGCCAAGCCGCUCGCACAGCCGCUCUCGUAUGCGCUCCUGGCCCUCACCCUCCUGGCCCUGUCGCCCCUGCUGCGGACGCUGACCGAGGCAACAACGUCGGACUCCAUCGCAGCCCUCUCCACUGCCCUCUUUCUCCUCGGCUUUGCACUGGCCGACUUCAGUGGGCCCGACGGCGGCAGCAAGCACCGCCAGCCUGGGGCCAACAACCUGCCCGCCACGCUCUCGCUCAACGCCUGCGUCUUUUCCUCCAUCGUCCUCGCCUCGCGCCUGCCCUCUCCGACCCAGGUCUUCAGCCUCAUUCUCUCGUCCAUCUGCCUCUUUGCCUUUGUUCCACGGUGGUCUCGCCACCAUCUACCCUGCGUCGUCGUCAUUGUGGCUUCCUCCUCGUCGACCAGGCAUCCCCUCGGUGUCGUUGGCCCUCCGAUCUUCUUCACGCUGGCUCUCUGCAUCACCUCGAGCGCCCUCCUGGCUGCCUUUUCAUCCACGGCCGUCGCUGCCAACAGCCUCGCCGCCGUCUUUCUCAGCCUCGUCUGCCCCGCGUGGAUGAGGCGCGCCCAGCGGUGGAAGGUGGGCAGGAGCGGGCCGUGGGACGUGGGCGUGCCGAGGAUCAGGAGACAGGCCAUUCACUAUUACUAAGUGCAUGCCUACAUAAGUACUGCAUCGGUCGUCAUCGUCAUCAUCUUUAUGAGCUGGCAAUUGUAUUUCUAUCAUC
Acaromyces ingoldii is the source of this 1210-nucleotide messenger RNA. Its product is annotated as GPI2-domain-containing protein. Lineage: Eukaryota; Fungi; Basidiomycota; Exobasidiomycetes; Exobasidiales; Cryptobasidiaceae. Gene Ontology annotation, cellular component: membrane; glycosylphosphatidylinositol-N-acetylglucosaminyltransferase (GPI-GnT) complex. Gene Ontology annotation, biological process: GPI anchor biosynthetic process. The annotation marks the transcript as partial. The transcript has 3 exons. The record is from RefSeq and is a predicted model, not a curated record.